Molecule: messenger RNA, 3334 nt
Organism: Capra hircus (goat)
Lineage: Eukaryota; Metazoa; Chordata; Mammalia; Artiodactyla; Bovidae
Gene: TRMO
Product: tRNA methyltransferase O
Exons: 7
Coding region: 319-1524 (401 amino acids)
Source: RefSeq, a predicted model, not a curated record
UCUAAGAGGCUGGCGGUUCUGCGCGCGUUAAGACCUCCAGGAGCAGGUCUUAACCGUUUUCACUGCAGAGGGGGGACGGGACUUGCGAGACCUUGAAUGGACAAGGGUCGUUUUUCGUAUUUAUUGCGAAGUUACGGAUCAUGUGCUCAGGCGACCACGUGAUGUGUCUGAGGGAAUCUUUUAACUGAGCCAAUUGGUUACUUGGAAUCCUGUUUCUCAGCCAAGAAUGGUACUCCAAGGCAGCCAUCCAUUUGUAGCCAUUCACGGGCUUGUUUGAGGAUUAGAAAAAGCAUCUUUAAUAAUCCUGAACAUUCCUUGAUGGGCUUAGAACAGUUUUCUCAUGUUUGGAUUUUGUUUGUUUUUCACAAAAAUGGUCAUUUGAGCUGUAAGGCAAAAGUACAGCCUCCUAGGCUGAAUGGUGCAAAGACUGGCGUUUUCUCUACAAGGAGCCCACAUCGUCCCAAUGCAAUAGGACUGACCCUGGCCAAACUGGAAAGAGUAGAAGGUGGAGCUGUCUACCUUUCUGGAAUUGACAUGAUUCAUGGCACACCUGUACUAGACAUAAAGCCCUACAUAGCUGAUUAUGACUCACCACAAAAUUUGAUUGAGUCUUCAGGGGACUUCACCUUACAGAAUAACCAACAUAAACUGAAAACCGUGUCCCAGUCUGAAGGCAAGACUGAUAACUGUGACUGGCAACAGCUCUCAGGGUGCAAGGAAUCACAGCCCAGCCACUGCACUAGGGAGAAAUGCAAAUGUCCUGAACAUAGAACUUCAGGGGAAAACAACGCGGAGUCUGAUGAUGCAGCGAACACCCAGCAAAGCUCCCCUGAGCCGAGGGAGAUAGCAGCAGAGUUGGGUGAAGAAUCCGGUCCCAGGGUGGCACAAGAGCAAAGUGGCCCACAUAGCCAGGAGAAGAGCCCUUCAGAGGAGCCAGAAGAUGGCAGGCUGAAGAGAGGGGAAGAAGCAGUGGUCCCAGAAGGACACGGCCCAGAGAUGUCCCCCAAGGCUCCUUCUGGGGUGGCCGGUGCAGCCCACUGCAGCGUGGUCCCUGCCUGGGUGAGAGAGGCCCCUGUGGCCAACCUGGAAGUCCGGUUUACUCCUCACGCAGAGAUGGACCUUGAGCACCUCAGCUCAGGUGAACCAGGUGUUGGUCAGGCUUCAUUUAAAUACUUUCAGUCAGCGGAGGAAGCAAGGCAUGCCAUCGAGGCUGUGCUGUCAGCUGAUCCUCGGUCUGUUUAUCGACGGAAGCUCUGCCAAGAUCGUCUUUUUUACUUUACAGUAGACACAGCGCACGUCACAUGCUGGUUUGGUGAUGGUUUUGCAGAAGUCCUAAGGAUCAAGCCAGCUUCUGAGCCUGUUCAGAUGAGCAAGCCUGCAGAGUCCCCAGUGUCUUUGGGGUUAGCAUCAUGUGUGGAUCAGAGAACCAGAAACCACUCAGGUUACACAUCAGCUGUGGAACUGAGCCAUUUGGGGCAGGUAAACUGGCUGGGGCUGGGCAGCUUGUUCCCAGGUGUGCACUGAUCUUUUCUCUUCUCCCAGAGACAAGGUUUUGGAUAAAGCAUUGUGCCACCAGGCAGAAGACAGGCGCCUAUAUGGAUGGUGUUUCUGGCAGAGGGCUGAGCCGCUGAGAGCACCUUAGACCCAUACUCGCCAAACCUGUGCAGUUCAUCCCGUCUGGAAGAAGGAAUGGGUCUCCGCUUGCAGGAUGCAUUUAUGUGUCAGCUACACCCACUAGCUCUCCGUCUACUUGCAUUUAGAUCAGCCUCAGUCCAUCAGCAAGCUACUCUUUAAGUCUUGGCCGUUCCAGAUCUUGGGCAACCGGCACUCUGCAGGGGGGAGGACAAUUCCUCGGUCACUGGACCCCAUUGACCACUCGGACGUCCAUUCAGUUUCUGUGCAUCUCCCAGCUCACUGGCUCUCAGGACAUCCUUCAGUUGUGGCUCAGGAGGUGCAGUCUUCUUGGACUUCUUCCCUGGACUUUUUGGCCUUCAAAGGAAUUCCUAAAUUAAUCUCCAACAUCCUUUUCCUAAAGUAGAAAGAAGAUGCUCCCCUCCAGACCUCUUCCUCUCUUUUCUCUGCCUCUGGGUCUCUGCUCCUCUGUGACUGGAGUCUGUUGGGACAUGACUCCAUUCUCAUCUCUUGGGUCAUGUCCUGCCAUUAUUUGACUUGGAGUGACUCCAGACUGCCUCUCUCAUCCCCCAUACAUUCCUACUCUGCCACAAUCUGUCCAUGAUGAUGGGUAUGAGAAACCAAAAAGUUUGUCUGCUCUUCUCCUAGACUUAAGGUCCUGUGGGGACCAUGGCCAACAUCUCAGGGCCAUCUGACCUUCCUUGUUCACAACUGAGGAACUGGGAGAGGACUGUCCAAGAUGGGGGCUUAACUUUUGUGAUUAGCUUCUCUCCUGACCUGCCAAGGGUUUCUACCUCAGCUUAGCCAUCCCUCAUCCCAUGGGCAUCUGAGAGAGAAAAGUGGGCUGAGGAAGAGGCCAUGGUUGAGUCUCUAUUAGCUAAAUGGUUUAUGAAUUCAAGGAGCUUGAGAGGUAAGCCCUAACUUUGCUGUACCCCAAACCAUAUAAUCUGGGCUUCUGGUGUUUGUCUAACAUCUGGAUCAGGCAGGAAAACUUCCAAGAGGGUGCUUCCCUGAUGGUACAGUGGAUAAGAAUCCACCUGCCUAUAUAGGGGACAUGGGUUUGAUCCCUGGUCCAGAAAGAUUCUAUGUGAGCAGCUAAGCCCAUACUGCACAGCUAAUGAGCCCAAGCUUCAGCGUCUUCAGGCUGCACCUCCUGAACCCUGUCUGCCUAGAGCCUGUGCUCUGCAACAAGAGAAGCCACCACAAUGAGAAGCCCAUGCACUGCAACAAAGAGUAGCCCCUGCUCACAACGAAAGCCCCCACGCAACAAUGGAGACGCAGCACAAACAAUAAAGAAGUAAUUUUAAAAAGUUUCCAAGAGGCAUUCAGAUGGUGCUCCUGACUCCCAGGAGGAGUUCAGUGUACAGGUGGCCACACGCCAUGAACUACACUCACCUAUAGCGCUCCUGCCAGAGUCAUCUACUCAACUUCUUGUCCAGGUGCAUCUUCAGGGUGUUUUCCAGUUGCCUCUGAACUAAUUUCUCCCUUGAAUCCUCAGGUGGCAUACCACGUCACUUCCUGUCUCCUCAGUCAGACCCUGUACUCCUCACAGGGUGGCUUUUUAAAAACCUAGGCAGGGGGGCGGGAUGAACAUGGCGGCGCGUCGGGGCCAGGGGUCCCCAGUUGUGUUCUCAGGGCUCGCCAUUGCAGCUGGGAAUGCUCGUUUCGUGGACUCCUGGGUCCCCGUCGAUUGGCAUCCAGC